CAUUUGAAAAAUACAAACAUCGUUCGCUUCCUCUCCUCAAAUUUAGUAGAAUCUCUCUACAAAAAAAUGCCCGCCAUUUCUGCCUCUAAAUCAAUCAUCCCUAAGAAAGCCCAAUCAUCUUUCCCGCCCUUUUUUAUUUCUGCCCAAUGUCUCUCCUUCUCCCCUUCCCUUUGUAGAAAAUUCCCGACAUGUCUCCAAACACUCUCUCCUCCUCCGUCCAGCAGAAAAACCCUAAUUCUCUGCAAAUCAUCCGAAACUGAGCUCUCAGCCACGGACAUCGAGUGGCUCGAGAAGCUCCCCGACAGGAAGAAGCCCUUGUAUUCUCACAGCCUCCCUUGCAUCGAGGCAUGGCUGAAGAAAUUAGGGUUCUACCAGAGCAGGGAAGACCGCGCUGUCUGGUUCGUUGAGAAGCCUAACUGGCACGCGCAGCUCUCGCUUGACGUCACCGAUCUUUACAUUAGAUACCUAAAGAGCGGACCAGGGGAUCUCGAGAAGGACAUCGAGAGGAGAUUCAGUUACGCAUUGAGUAGAGAGGAUAUCGAAAACGCGAUACUUGGAGGACCUUAAGUUGUACAGGUUUAUAUUAGCUUAACAUACGAUGGAUAUCUGGGGAGUUAACUGCACCAACGAAUGAUGUAAAUACUAUUGCUGUUUUAGCUUUUUGUCACUGAAGGUCUAGAAGUAAUUCAUGGAGCGGGAGCUUCAGUUAACUGAGAUUCAGAAGUUGAAAUUUCACCUCAUUCCCAAUAUCAUGAUAAGAAUGGCUGGGAUUUCUGGAAGAGGAAGCCAUUCAUUUGAUGAGGGAAGAAAGGAAUGUUGAGAAUUCAAGUGUGCUGUCAUGUCACACAUGGAGGACAUUCAAACCAUGCAAUAGGACGUCCACUGCAUCUGGUACGAAAAUCAGAAAGAUGCCCUCAUUAGACAGGCCACAACUGUACAAGAACAAUGGAUGGUUUAAUCAUACCAGCUGAUGACUUAUUCAACGUACUUGUGACUUGUGAGGCUAGCCUCAUGAGCGGGCACACCUAAUUUGUAUGCCAGAGGUUCUUCAUGUUAGGACCCACCUUUUUUAUGACUCUGAUGUCCUACAUGCAUGUAGAUAUACCUCAACUUCUAACAAGGAUAGGCAUCUGAAGUCUGUGUGGACACCUCAGCCAAUCUCCUCUUGCUGCAGAAAAAAGCUUUGAAAGGUGAAAAUUGCCAUUGAAAAAAAAGAGAGAAAUUCGGCCUCUUCAAUUACAAAAAAAAAAAAGUGUAAAAAAUAACGUAUAUUAUUGUAGACAUAGUACAUUUUAUUUUGAUAACAAUGUUUUCGACCCUACUUUUAUUUUA
Molecule: messenger RNA, 1332 nt
Organism: Magnolia sinica
Lineage: Eukaryota; Viridiplantae; Streptophyta; Magnoliopsida; Magnoliales; Magnoliaceae
Exons: 3
Coding region: 67-567 (166 amino acids)
Source: RefSeq, a predicted model, not a curated record